Crotalus tigris (Tiger rattlesnake) is the source of this 10375-nucleotide messenger RNA. It is a transcript of the gene SLC7A13, whose product is annotated as solute carrier family 7 member 13. NCBI's taxonomy places the organism in Eukaryota, Metazoa, Chordata, Lepidosauria, Squamata, Viperidae. The record is from RefSeq and is a predicted model, not a curated record. Bases 70 to 1521 code for a protein of 483 amino acids. Gene Ontology annotation, cellular component: membrane. Gene Ontology annotation, molecular function: L-amino acid transmembrane transporter activity. The transcript is spliced from 4 exons. Gene Ontology annotation, biological process: amino acid transmembrane transport.
GGGAGGAGCAUAAGGUCUUCAGGUUACCCUUAGUUGCUUACUCAAAAGCACCAAAAGAAAACUGAAAACAUGGGGAAAGACCAAGAUAACCAGGCUAAAGAAGCAAAUACUGAUGAAAAAAACAUCCAGCUUAAAAAGACAAUUGGCUAUUUAGAAGGGGUUAGCUUCAUAGUAGGCACAAUUAUAGGUGCAGGAAUUUUUGUCUCCCCAACUGGAGUGCUCAAAUAUUCUUUACUCAAUGUUGGUGUGUCUUUAAUAAUCUGGGCUGCUUGUGGCAUCAUCUCGCUGAUGGGUGCUCUCUGUUAUGCAGAGUUAAUCACAGCACUGCCAUUUUCAGGAGGGGAAUUCAGUUACAUAAAAAGAGCCCUGGGCUCUCCACUGGCUUUUAUCUUUUUAUGGACAGCCUUGUUUAAUAAACCAGCUUCUAAUGCUGCUCGAGCCUUGUUGUUUUCCGAAUAUGCCAUUCAACCUUUUUAUGGACAGUGCCCAGCUCCUGAGAUGGCAAAGAAAAGUUUGGCAUUGGCUGUUCUCUGGUUCCUUGGGAUUCUCAAUGGGCGAAGUGUCAAGAUGGCUGCCUGGGUGCAGACUGUUUUUACCUUUCUCAAGAUGAUGGCUCUCUCCAUUAUUGCAAUUGGUGGAAUAGUUCUAUUGAUCAGAGGAAACAAAAAGAAUACAGCUAGAUUUGAAAAUGCUUUCAGUUCAGAGAUGCCAGAUGCUGUGCAGAUCUCAGAAGCAUUUUUCCAAGGGUUGUAUGCAUAUGGUGGCUGGUGGUCACUCAGCUACUUGGCAGAGGAGAUUAAAAAUCCAAGCAGAAACAUUCUUUGGACUGUGAUGACUGCACUUCCUUUAAUCAUUAUUUUCUAUUUGCUAGUUAACAUUUCAUAUCUGACAGUUCUCACACCACAGGAAAUUGUUUCCUCAGUUGUUGUAGCAGUCAUAUGGGCUGAGAGAGUAAUCCCUUCAUUUGCUUGGAUAAUUCCUGCAUCUGUGGCUGUUUCUAUAUUUGGUGCCCUCAACGGCAGCGUGUUCACUCUUGGACGGUUGAGCUAUGCUGCGAGUCAGUCUGGACACUUGCCCAUUAUAGUAUCCAUGCUUAAUAUCCACCACUCUACUCCAGCACCCGCCAUGAUUUUGUCCACCAUUAUUGCAACUGCUUUUCUCAUUUCAUCAGAUCUAAUUGCUUUAAUGAAUUAUUUUGGAUUCUCCAUUUGGCUUAUGACUGGACUAACAUGCGCUAGUGUCAUUGUCCUCCGAUAUCGAGAGCCUGAUCUACACAGGCCAUACAAGGUUUGUUUACCAGUUGCCUUUGGAAUGGUGGCCAUUUCUUUGUUCUUAGUUUUGAUUCCUAUAAUUUGGUCUCCGAAAGUGCAGUAUUUAUAUGCUUUCCUUUUCAUGGUUGGUGGUUUUCUUUUAUACUUGCCCUUCAUACAUUUUCAAAUACAUUUUGAGUGGCUUGAUAAAAUGACUUGCUAUCUGCAGCUGCUGCUCGAGGUUUCGCCUGCUAAUUAUAAAUCUGAAUAAUGCCAACAUUUGAAACUGCAGUAGGAACAAAAUGUUGCUUGUGCAGCAUAGCAACAGCUUCUGAUACUUCCCUUGUUGCUUUUUUAAAAAUAUAUGCAUGUUGGUGAAAUGUAUGUUGUUAUGCACAUACACACUAGUGGCUUUUUGUCAAAAGAUCUUGAUUGAAUAAACCCUGUAGCCAGUGGUGGGAUUCAAAUAUGUGAGCAACCAGUUCUCUGUGUGGAUGCGGCUUCCAGAAGUCCAUUCUGGGCCUGGGCAACAAAAAAAUAGCUACCGGUUCUGCCAAAGUGGUGCGAACCGGCUGAAUCCCACCACUGUCUGUAGCUGUAAUGGCAACAUUAAGGUGAAUGGACUUCAACUUCCAGCAUGCUGGCUGGGGAAUUCUGGGAGUUGAAGUCCACACAUCUUAAAGUUGCCAAAAUACUGCUGUAGUUUUUUCAAAUCCUCUGAAAAAAAACUUCUUGGAUUCUGGGAUACUUAGGGGAUGCAGUGGAGGAAGACUGAAAAAAAAUCUCUAUGUGAGCAAUAGUCUGGCUUUUCUACCAUUGCCUAGUUAAACAGACCUUAGUCACCUGAAAAAGAUUGUGUGUGUGUGGUGAUAACUUUAACAUUGCUUGUAGAUUAUUCACAGUUAAAUUUGGUACCAUGGGAGAAAAAGAAUUCCGAUUUUUUCUUUAACUACUUGUAUGAAAAAGAACUUGGAUAAAACUUGAUCCUGGGAAUGGGACUGGAGGCUUGGGGGCAGGAUUCUCCAUAGUCUGUAAAUGUGUUUUUAUUUUUUAAUUUAAACUGCUUAUGAGUUAAAUGUACUAAAAUAGAACAUUUGGAUCUAUAUUAUAUAUUAUAUAUAUUUUAUAAUACAUAUUUCCUAAAAUCAUUUGUAUAUUUUACUUCUAACAUAAAAAAAGAAUAUAACACUGAAAACUGAAAAUAUUUUUAACAUAAUUAACAUAAUUAAGGAGAAAACCCUAACUUUUUUUACCACCUUUGUUAAAAAUUGAAAAUCUAAGAUGAUCUAUGACCAAUUCAAAGUAGUUUUUUCUUUAACAUCAUUGUAUCAGGCUUCAACAUCACACAGUUCAGUUAUUUUUCAAAUGCUUUUUGUGCCUUUGUCCCCAUCUGGAUUACUACAGUUUUUACCUACUACUAAAGAGCAUCUUUCCUACUUGACAUGAUUGAAAAAGAGAUUGUGCUAUGUUCACAUAUUCAAAGUAAAAAGUACCAUCAUAGUUUAAGGGGAUUAUCAGGUUUGUACAACAUGCUCAAACCAAUAUCUGGCUUUCUGCAACAUUCUCUUUAUCAGAAGCUGUCCAAUCCUGUUUUAAUUCAGUCCACCGUUUCUCAAAGUUUUGGCCGUAGUUCUCAUACCGGGAGCCCCUCCUCACACUUCUUUCUGAACAGGCUUACCAAUUAGAUGUAAAAGUGUGCUGAAUGCAAAUCAAGGUGAUGCUUACAGAGCUCUGUAUGAAGCUAUGGGUUUAGGGAUUUUUAACAACUUUCAAAGAACCCUUGGAUAGGUGUAAUGUGUUGUAGAAAUCCAGCCUAUGCAUUUCAAUAAAACAGAAUUUACAUUUUGCCCAUAAAUAUUUAUUUAUUAAUUAAAUUUACAUAGUUGUCCACAUACUGUAUGUGACUCUGGGUUGCGCACACUAUUAAAAUAAGAAAAACACAAUCAAAAUCAUCAAAAACCAAAACUAUUAAAAUACAAUUAAAACAGUUAAAACUAUAAUAAAACAAAAAAACAAAAACAAAAAAAACAGGAGAAUGCACUCAAAACUUACAAAAGGUACAACCAUUUUGCAGGCUCUGUAUUUUCAUGGGAACUCUGGUCUACUGACCAAAGUACGAACCAGGGCAGAAAAGGUUCCCCUCAUAAUUCUCUCAGGUGCAAUCCACAACAUGCCCCUCUUGCCCAUGGUUAUCAGACAUCUUUCAAAAGGAAGACAUAUCCCCCCUUUUUUCAUGUCUUCCAUUCAGCAGACAUAAUCUUAAAAUAAAAUAUUAUCCGGCUUUUUGAGAGUCUUGGAUUUUAGGCGGGGAGAAAGGGACUGUUCACAUAAAACAAGUCAUUCAAAUGUUCAUAUAUUACAACCUUAUGAAUUAUCUGCUUCUUUCCCCCCCCAUUCACUGACAGCUUAGAUUUACAUUAUUUAUUUCCUGAUUCCAGCUAUCAGCCUCAAUCCAGCCCCUCCAAAUUUAUGAUUGCUGUAGUCUGUACAUCACUUGACUUGUCAUACACUUCCAUGCUGAAAUUUAAAAAGCAUGUUGAUGUCAAUUUGCAAAGCUUAUGUUCUUAAAAAUAAAGAUUGGUUGAAAAAAUACUGCAGUUGAAAAACUGGUCUUUCUGAUGCUGGAAAAUAAUUUCAUAUACAUGUAUGCCUAAAUACAUUUUUUGCAGUUUUUCACUAUAAUUUUUGUCACAGAUGGCAAGGAAGUUAAACAGUUGGUGUGGCCUUCACACACACAUAUCCCCCUCGCACACAAUUUGUCUCCCUUUCCAACUAUCUAUGUCUUGCUUUGCCUGUUCAGAUAUCUGGUAACCAGGCCUGAUGGGAUAGGUAGAUAUAACUGGGGACAGCCAAUCUCUCAAAUAUGCAGGACUUUAAAUGUCAUAACCAGCAGCUUGAAUUGAACCUGGAAACAAACUGGCAACCAAAGCAAAGCAAAAGAGGGUUAUGUGCAAUUCUAAUUGCCUGCACUACCACAUUUUAAAGUACAAAUGCUUCUUUUCCCAAGCAAUGGAGAACUGGUAGGAGUAAGUGAACUUGCCCUUCUUCCUUCUUCUAUAUGGACAAGAAUUUGCAGCAGGAAUCACUCACAGGUUGCAGUGAGGACUCUAUGCUCUUUGCUGUGAUAAAUACAAGAAUAAAGAAUUUUGAAAAUGUAGCCUACUGUAUAUUGCUGUUUGUUUUUUCUUACCAAAAAUUGUGCAUAUAUUUCCUACCUGUCUUUUUUGCUUGCUUUUGAACAGCAACAAAUUAAGCUAAAAAAAUAGUUACUUAAUAAAUGGAUUUCUUGGGGAGCUAUUGAGAGUAAAUCAGUUUGCUGCAGCUGUCAAUAAAGCUAAUGCAGUCCUCGGCUGCAUCAACAGAGGGAUAGCAUCAACAUUACAAGUAGUGAUAAUAAUGCUUUAUAUCGCAGUGGUGAGACCACACUUGGAAUAUGGUGUCCAGUUUUGGUCAGCACAAUACAAAAAAGAUGUAGAAAGUAUGCAGAGAAGAGCAACAAAGGUCUGGAGACUAAAUCAUAUGAUGAACAGUUCAGGAAGUUAGGUAUAUCUAGUUUAUCAAAGAGAGAGAUUAGGAUUGACAUAAAAUGCAACACAGAAAAUGCAGGCGCUACUGGGCCCGCUUCACCAGUGUCUUGCUGUGGAGCGACCAAGCCAGUUUAUGAUGCCGUAUCUUGUACAAGUUCAUCAACUUUGAUUUGGUAAAUGAAUAGUGGUCAAAUGACUUAGCAAAAUGCUUAUGCCUUUCAGUUCAAGUCUGCAACAUAGUUGCCAGAAAACUGAUUUUUCCAUAUAUAUACCUGUUGAGGCUUUUUCACAUAUUAUCUAAGUCAAAACUUUUCUUUCCUUUAAUGCUAGAAAGGAGUGGGGUUUGUUCUGACUUUACACACAGUACUGUAGUUUUUGCCUGUCAUUGUUGGUGGGGGUGUUUUUUCUUCCUUGGUAGUUCUUUGAUAGACUGUUAUUUACUGCUUAUUUGUUUGGUAUUAAUUCUGUGUUAACCUCUGCUUAUCUGAGUGUUGUUUGCUGGUGAGCUGUUCUUGUCUUUUUAGCUUUUUUAUGUUUCUUUUGAAUGGUGUGCAAAUGUUAUUUACCUCUAUAUGCCUGUUGAUGGCUAAUUUGUCUGAAUGCUAGAUUUCCAGGAAUUGCCUGGCCUUUUUGUAUUUAGCUUGGUCUAGGAUGCCCCCAGUUUUCCAGUUGAAAUUAUGGUUGAAGUCUGUCCAUUGUUGUGAAAUUAAGGAGUUUUCAUUGUGACUUCUAACCUCUCUCUCACACCAACAUUGACAGGGUAAGCUACUGUAUAUAAACAGAGAGCAAACUCUACUUCUUUUUAACACUGAAAUGUUACCUUGUCUGGUAAUGAAAGCUCUGCAAGCAAACAACCAAGUUUAGAGAGCACCAAUUACUCCAUUGUUCAACCCUGAGCUAUACAUAUUCUCUUUUAUUGGUGCUUUUCUUCUAUUUCUGCAAAUUUAUCUCUCUUUCCCAUUCUUAUCCAAUUUAAAGAACUAUAUUAAUUAAAGGGAGUAAAUGUACCCUAGAACAUAUAUAUAAACAUAUAGUACAGUUUAUUUAAGAGGUCUAGCAGGUCUAGGUUUAUGCUGAAAUGCCUUGAAGCAAAACAGUUGACCAUGUUUACUUGCUUUAUUAAUUUACUUUCCACAGUUUAGUUAAAAUCCCUUAUGCAAAGCGGUUGCAUUACUGUCAUGCUUCAGGGAUUUAAUUUAGGGACUCUUAAUUUUCAGCUACAAAAGCUGUGGAGAAAUGGGAGAAUAAAAUUCAAGUUUUUGUUAUGGAACAUGAACACAAUUUCAACAGUAUAAAAAAGUAGAUUGUGCAUUCACCAAUUAGUACCAACAGCACUGGGACUAUAAUACAUAUCUUUUAUAGCUAACAUAGUUAUUAAUGACUAGAAAUGUUCAGAGUUGCAUUCUUAACAUUCCUAGAAAAUAGAUUGAGGAGAAGGACUGGUACAGAAGAUUGGUUUAGGGACUCACAUUUUUAAAGAUAGAUUUCACAAUUCUUUAUCUAACACAAACAUUUUCUGGGAUUUGAACUGUUAAACCUAAAAAUUGGGCCUAAACUUAAAGAUGUCUUUUUAAACAUUUAAAUUCCUGCAGGGCAGAAUAGUAUUGUUGAAGGUGGAGUUUUGAUGUGGAUUGCCAUUUCAAAAGAGAGCUGCAAUCAAUUAAUUUCACUUGGUACCCCAAACCAUCCAGAAUAGGUAAUAUUUAAAGCCCAAGACUUUUCAUAAAUGAAAGUGAGAUAUAAUUUAAUGCAUGUCAGCCCUAAUUUAACACUUUUGAUCAGUGACAUUUAAUUUUCUCAGCCUGUUUGAUGAUAAUAAUUGCUAGAAGCCCAGCUGUUACUGACUGAAGCUCCUAACAAGUCUGCUUUAAUUUUUCAUCUUUUGGAAUGUCUUCCAUUGUCAAAUUAAGUGAAGUAGUAUUAUUUCUUUGAACAAGAAUACUAAAAAUCAUGGCCCACUUCAAAAACUGAUCUUCAAGAAUUGGCACUACUUAGGAUACAUAGUCUGGACUUGAGGGGAUCUAAAGUACUACUGCUUAAUUUUCAAAUGUUUCUUUUUAGUUAAAAAGACAUAGUAGAUACACAGGCAGAAUUUUCAAAAAAAAAAAAAAAAAAGGGAGGGGGGGAAGGUCCUGAGCUCAUAUUGUGUAAAGACAAUCUGUUAUUUAACUUGCUUGUCUAUUCUUCAUCAUAGAUUUCACUCUUUUUCUUAAAUUGUGCUUUCAUGUAAACUUAAUUUCAUCAUAAGGAGUUCAUGCCAAAAGAUGAAGCCAAAAAGACUACAUAGUACGAAGAUGUUGAGGCCUAGUAUGACUUAGAUAAUAGAAUGAUCUCUACAUCUUUAACAUUUUUAUUUGAAAUAAGUUACCCAAUCUGUUCAAUAUUUCUGGGUUGUUUUUUUUUUUUUGGUGAAGAGAAAAUUAAAUUUUGAGAUCCUAACACAAUUAAAAGUCACAACAAAUCACACCUUAAGCCAGGCUCAGUGUCUGAAGAGAAAAUGGUUUUAUUACCUAUUGCACUGUGAGCCAUACUUGGAACAACCACUCUUAAAUUCAAAUGGACACUAUUGAUUUUACAUUUUCAAUGAAGUUCUAAAAUCUGCAGAGCUGUACAAUAACCUAAAGAAAGAUAUCAUCUAAUAAUCUUUUUUAAGAGGUAAGGACUACACAUUGACAAAUAAACAACAGCACAAGACUAGAUUCCGUUCCCCCCCCCUUUGUUUUCAGUUGUUAAACCCUUGGGAAUUGGUAAGCCUUGCUAAUAUAUGGCACAUCAUUUCAAAUAACUGUCAACAGACUUGGACCUUCUCUUGCCUCUGACAGAUCUAAACUAGUCUUUCACAAAUGCCUAUCACAAGACAAGUCAUGCUAACAAGAAAUCACAGGAGUCAUGGCCUGCCUUGAGAGCACCAACGGGAGAAAUUCAUACCAUAGUAUUUCUUGACUGGGUUUGCAGAUUUCAAUAUAUAACAAUAUUUUUUUAACAUUGCCCUACUGUGUUGUGUUAAAAAGCCCAAUUGUUUUGCAAACCAUAGUUUAUUAAUUAUUAAAUGACUCUGAACAGCUCCCCAUAUGCAAAAGGAUAGAAUUUCAUAAAAACAAACCAACACACAUCUAUAAAACAAUAACCUUUCAAAGAAAAAGCAGCAUUCAUCCGUACCUGACUCCAAUUUAAAGAGGCAAUUCAUCUUAAUCCAAAUCCUGGGAAAGAGCCAGGUUUUGAUGGCCAAGGUGAAUCUCCACAGGGACAGGUGAGAACAAUAGAGAUGUCUACCUCCAAGGGUUUCUUGGAUGAUGUUGCUUAAUGAAUGGGACCUAAACCAAACUUAGUUGGAAGGUUCAGGAUGGGAGAUAAGCCAUCCUAAGUAGCCAGGCUUACACAAUAGGGAUAUGAUGGGAUCUGUAUAUUCAAGAAAUUAUGGUUAAUUCAAUUAUGCAUGCUUAUAAUAAAGCAGAGUUUAGCAAAGUUAGUGCAUUUCUUUCUUUUAUACAGACCAUUACAUAAUCAUGAAAAACUUAAAAGAUACCCAGAUAAGCCAUAAAUGAACAUUGCAGUGCUCAUAUGAACCCUAACAUAGAUGAAUUAUUUUAGAUUUUAAAAAAUAAUGUAAUUAAAAUAAUAUAUUUAGUAGGCUGGAAUAACAGAAAAUGGUCAAAUAUCACAAGAUUAUAAUGUUACCAACUGAAAAUUUGCAAGGGAUCAAAAUGUUUAACAUUAAAAAAAAGAAGCACCUGUGCUAAAAAUAUGCAAUAUUAACCCCCCCCAUCUCCAGAUCAGUGGAGAUAUUUAGAAUACAAACUUGGCACAGUUUGUAAACCUAGCCAUUUUUUUCUUUAAUCAGUCUUUUCCACUGAAAUGCUACACUGGAUAUUUUAUUGUUCCAAUAGGUCAGCUAAGUCUUGCUCAGAACAGCACCAAAUAAUUGCAACCGGCUGCUAGAGUGAUACUGUGCUAGGUCAAUUUUUUACUGAUGUCUAAAUUUGCUAGAUGAAACAAAGCAAAUAAUUAAUAUGCAACAAUUCUUUAUAUUGUGAAAAUAACUCCACAAAUCUGUCCUCCACCUCUGCUCUAGGUAAGAGAUAGCAACUACUGCAUAUACUGUACAUUUCCAUUUUUUUUUGUUUCACUUUGGCAUUAGAAUGACUCAUUCUGCCUGAAUGGAUUGCAUUUUUUAAAAAAUUGCUGUUCAGGAGCUGGUGAACUUUCCAUCUGACAAACUAUUAGAUAGAAUUUUCUUGUCAAAACCAUCCAUGUACAAUUAAAUGGCUACAUUUCUUCCAUCUCAUUUCUUCUAGAGUUAUUGAUCUGCUGCUCUUAUAUACCAUGUUAGAAAUCCAGGGUCACCAAAAGCAAAGCUCCUAAUAAAUUUGCCCACAAGACCAGAAUCAAAAUGGUGACAAGGGAGGUAUGCCACUUUUCUGCAGGGUGGAUUUUGUAUUUGUAUAAAUGUGCAGAUAAUCAGAGGAGCUAGUCUAAAAGGUGAUCCAUGCUUGAAAUCAGUAUAACUGAUUUUAUCAAGUUUGCUUUCAAAACCUAACCUGGAUUUCCAAUACUCUCCAAAAUGCUUCCUUAAAUAACAAUGCUUGCUGGACCUACCAUCUUCCUUAUAUGGCACAUUGAUGUUAAGAUUCAUUAAUCUGGAAUAUCUAUUUCUAUAUAUCCUUUGUUUCUUAUGCAGAAUAUGAAAAAUAUAUAAUUAAUUUGAAGCAUUAUAUCACAGUGAGAAAUUAUUGCUGCAACUGUGCAACAUUUUGGCCUCAGUGGCUAAAAGAUAUUUUGCAGUUAUCAGAUCAGGAGACAUGAAUGUUGUAUCUCUUUGCAACUUCCAAAAGCAGCUAUGAUUUUCCUAGAAUUUUGUAAUUCUAGUAGAAUUUGGCUAGAAUUUAGGAUUACAGCUCAUGCCUCUUAACUAAUAAAGCCUUUUAAACUGUUUUAAUUAUCUAACUGAACACCCUUAGCAGCAAUAUUGGGGGGGGGGAGACCUCUAUUUACUCUUGCUUUCUCAAUAGUUAUCAAGAUAUUUUUCCUUAUAUAUUCAGUUUUCUGAGUAAUGCAACCAGGACCACAUUUUGUUCCCUUUUAUUAUCAAGAAUUGCCACCCUGCUUAAAGGGAACUUUUAAUAUAGAAGAUUAUUCUUGUCAGUCUCGUAUUCCAAAACGCCUGGUUCAUUUAAUGUCAGUUAAAUAGUAUUGUUUAGAAAGCACAUCCCCAUAAUUUAUAGUAUCAAGGUGACAUAAAAAGUCAGUCUUAUUUGAAAUUUUAAUGGCUUAUGGUGUUGAAAAAUUUUAGUAUCAUUGUCUUGCAGUUGUGACUUUUUAUCUUGUUGAAAUAAUAGUCUUUUGAAAGAUGUGUUGAGAUGUCCUGCCUGUGAAUUCCUUUUGAUAUUGCUGACACUGAAGGUGUAUCAAGAUAAAUGAUUAUCAGAAAAAUUGUUUCUAACUUAGAUAAUACCCCAGAUGUUAAGCACAGAUCUGCAGUUACCUUUCAAUUGAUUUACAGCAUGGAGAUGAUUCAACCAUUUUGAUAAUUAGUAUUAUUUUUUCUCAAGUUUCAGAAAUACAUAGCAUAAACUUAGAGAUGUUUACUUAGGAAUAAAG